Colletotrichum godetiae is the source of this 846-nucleotide messenger RNA. RefSeq lists its product as uncharacterized. Lineage: Eukaryota; Fungi; Ascomycota; Sordariomycetes; Glomerellales; Glomerellaceae. The record is from RefSeq and is a predicted model, not a curated record. Bases 1 to 846 code for a protein of 281 amino acids. The transcript is spliced from 2 exons.
AUGACCGCAUGCCAGACGAAAGGCAAAGCACUUGAAAGUUACAACACGCAAGAAUGGAAAACCGAUGAGACACUGGUUACUUUUCUAGAGCGUGUUUAUCCACAAGUAUUUGUUGGAGGGGUACCUGAAACGGCCAUCGACACGGCAAAUCUCAGCGCUCAUAUCCUACACAAGAACGCCGGAAUCGAGAUCAAAGCGACCAAUACGCUGUCGGAUCAUUUAUCUCUCGUACAUGGGGAAGGAUUCAAGACGUUGCUGGUCUUCCACCAUUGUGCAUUCCUCAAACAUAGCUUCGAUGUAUUGAAGUCCGACCAGAAGGAUCUGAGCCACUCGACUUCAGAGGCCAUCUCCCGUGGUUGCUUGCACCCAGCGCUCCUCACGGAAACACUUAGAACCCUCAACCUCCUGUUCCCCCCUUUGGAUAAUCAAUCCCGACGGAUCCUUGAGAAAUGGAGGGAUGGACAAAAUCUUGAUACGGACCUACUAGAACCUUGCCAAUUAUCUCUAAGUCUUUCAGCUGAAGAACAUCCUUCCGGCGACCUUUUGGCUUUAUAUAAGCAGUACCCGCACUGGGCCAAGCAGCUGGCUCGGCUGCUGAAAGAGGUUGACGACCCAACCCCGAUUACCAGGUGGGAGCGGUAUGCAGAACGGAGGAAAUCGCCUCGGCACAUGUACAACUGUGCACUUGCCGCUCUGAUUGUGGCAGCUAUCUUCGGAAUCCUGGCCACGGCGCUAGCGGCGGUUCAGGUCUGGAUAUCGUACUGCGCCUGGGUAGAUGACCCGAGACAGUCCUUGUGCGGGGCGAAGAAGACUCAGACUUCUCCAACGUUGAAUGGGAGGAUUUGA